Messenger RNA from Octodon degus (degu), 4050 nucleotides. It is a transcript of the gene Ccdc85a, whose product is annotated as coiled-coil domain containing 85A. Gene Ontology annotation, biological process: negative regulation of DNA-templated transcription. The transcript is spliced from 6 exons. The record is from RefSeq and is a predicted model, not a curated record. Bases 677 to 2317 code for a protein of 546 amino acids. Gene Ontology annotation, cellular component: nucleus. Lineage: Eukaryota; Metazoa; Chordata; Mammalia; Rodentia; Octodontidae.
GCGUCCCUCGCUUCAGGCUCCUCCUCCUGUCGGUCCCCACCCUUCACCACUCCUUGGCUCAGAUCAGCAAAUCCGAAGCUUCCCUGAGCAGCCCAGAAGCAGCUGCAGGCGCAACGAAGGGGCCGGAGGAGCGCAGCCCGACGGCCGCGCAGAGCCCUUGGGCAGCCGCGGCGGGCGCGCGUCGGAGCAGCCGGGAGGGCGUCGGGGAGCCUGCGAGCGCCGAGCGGCUGGAGAGGGGAGGAGCCCGCGACUGCAUCGGGGAAGGGGAGAAAAGUGCGUGUGCCGGCGUGAGAGUGUGUCUGGGCCCAAUCUCGGAUCAAGGCGCACGACAAGGAAGGGGCUUUGAGGGCGAAGGCCCCCAGGCCUCCGCGCGCCGGACCCCCACGGUUUUGCCGCGUUGGCUCCGGCUCCCUGGCGUCCAGCACUAUGGACUUGCGCGGAGUUGGAACCGGCCGGGGCAGCCGCCAGUCUGCCCGGCGCUGGGGAUUCGCGGGUGCGCGCGCGGGGAUGGCGAGGUAGGAUGGCUGCCCUGCGCGACCCCCGCCGCGCCCUCGCAGCGGCCCCCGGGCGGUGCCGGUGACUCCGGAGCGCACAGGCUGUGGGCGGAGGCGGCCCCGCGCCCCGGCGAGUCGCUUUGCCUCUUCCACCCACUCUCACCCGCCCCCGCGUGGAUACCAUGUCUAAGGCGGCCGGAGGCGCGGCGGCGGCGGCGGCGGCUGAAAGUUGUCCCCCAACCCCGGUCGGCGCGGGCGCGGCUGCAGCCGUGGAGGAUCUGUCCAAAGUGACGGACGAGGAGCUGCUGCAGUGGAGCAAGGAAGAGUUGAUCCGCAGCCUCCGGCGCGCCGAGGCCGAGAAGGUGAGCGCGAUGCUGGAUCACAGCAACCUCAUCCGCGAAGUGAACCGCCGCCUGCAGCUGCACCUCGGCGAGAUCCGCGGGCUCAAGGAUAUCAACCAGAAACUGCAGGAGGACAACCAGGAACUGAGGGAUCUCUGCUGCUUUCUGGAUGAUGACCGGCAGAAAGGAAAAAGGGUGUCCCGGGAGUGGCAGAGACUAGGCCGCUACACAGCUGGGGUGAUGCACAAGGAAGUGGCCUUAUACCUGCAGAAGCUCAAGGAACUGGAGGUGAAGCAGGAGGAAGUGGUGAAGGAGAACAUGGAGCUCAAGGAACUCUGCGUGCUGCUGGAUGAGGAGAAGGGUGCAGGCUGUGCCGGCAGCCGCUGCUCCAUCGACAGCCAGGCCAGCCUGUGCCAGCUCACCGCCUCCACGGCACCUUAUGUGCGGGAUGUGGGAGAUGGCAGCAGUACUUCCAGCACUGGCAGCACUGACAGCCCUGACCACCAUAAGCACCACACAAGUGGAGGCAGCCCGGAGCAUCUCCAGAAGCCACGAGGCGAGGGUAGUCCAGAGCACUCCAAGCAUAGGAGUGCCAGCCCUGAACACUUGCAGAAACCCAGAGUCUCUGGGACCUCGGAUCACUCAAAAGCCCUCAAAGGACCCACCCCUGAGCACCACAAACCCUUGUGUAAGGGCAGUCCAGAACAACAAAGACAUCCACAGCCUGGGAGCAGCCCGGAAACACUGCCUAAGCAUGUGCUGAGCGGGAGCCCUGAACAUUUCCAGAAGCACAGGCCAGGAGGCAGCCCAGAGCACGCCAGGCCUAGUGGAGGGAGCCCGGAGCAUCUUCAGAAACAUGCUCUUGGGGGCAGCCUGGAACACCUCCCCAGAGUCAGAGGCACCAGUCCUGAACAUCUCAAACAGCAUUAUGGGGGAAGCCCUGAUCACAAACACGUAGGAGGCGGAGGCAGUGGCGGAGGCAGCAGGGAGGGCACCCUCAGACGGCAAGCACAAGAGGAGGCGUCGCCCCAUCAUCGCAGUGUCUACAGUGGCAUGAACGAAUCAACCUUGUCCUAUGUUAGGCAGCUGGAGGCAAGAGUAAGACAGCUGGAGGAAGAAAAUCGCAUGCUGCCCCAGGCCUCCCAGAAUAGAAGGCAACCUCCAACUAGAAACAGCUCAAAUGUGGAGAAAGGCUGGGGGCCCAGAGCCCGGCGGGUCUGGCAGUGGUGGCAAGGGUGCCGAGGAAUAGGACGAUGCCUGCCCACUCUCCCGGGUUCUUUUAGGUUGUCAUCAGGGGCUGAUGGGAGUAACAGUUCACCCAACUCUCCAGCUAGCUUCAGUGGACAUACCACACCUUCUCAGCAGCCUGAACCUGUGGUACAUUCUCUUAAGGUUGUGUGGAGGAAACUUGGAGAUGCUGCCGGUUCAUGUCCUGGAAUUAGGCAGCAUCUAUCAGGAAACCAGUACAAAGGACCAAUGUGAGAAGCAUUCUUUUUCAAACUUGACAUCCCCACUGCCAGAGGGAAAGAGAAGGAAAAAAGAAGAAAAAUAAAAGAGUAUAUGUUUCCACAGACCUGGACUGCUGGAAUAACAUGGACUGUACACUGCACACAUCUCCUCCAAACCUUCUAGAUAUCAUGUUGAUACUCUUGUGUCUCACUUCCAUGUCCAAAACAGUUAAUCUCAACAAGGUAGUGCUGAAUAAUCACCAUUUGGUAUCAGUGUUUUCAUUAGAACUAAAGUGUUUUAACUUCCCACAUCUAAGAUUAUAAUUGGGAAAUCUGCAUGGUUGGAAGUGUCCAUUAGCGAUUCAGUGGUUUUGAUAGAGUUGACUUGUUCCAUAUAGUGGUGGAAACUUUUACCAUGUAGUACUGAAGAGAUGAAGAGAUGAUUUCCAGUUCCCUGGGGUUGAGAGCUGGGCAAUUGCCUCUUAUGCUUCAUUGAAGAAUAUAUUAGUUCCUGAUUCAUAAUUAAUUGAGAUAUAAGAGGUAUGGUUUCUGGGCUUUUGUUUUGACUUUUGAGGUGCUAAAAAUACCACGUAAAUUCUAUUACCAGCUUGAAGAGUAGCAAGACUUUGUAAAGUGCUUAUUCAGAGAGUAUCAUUUAUUUCAGUUAUUGAAAAUAAGUAUCUUUUCUUUAAUCUUGAUGAGUUACUCAUAGAGGAACACUUAGGGACAUAUCAACCUCCACAGUUAUUCAGUGUAUCAAUUUCAACUAAAAGACAAGCAAAUAUAAUUUUUCUAAGUGAUUAGAGCUGUUAGAUAUUAAUUUAUACAAUUUAGUUUCUAGACAUGCUGUAUAUUUAAUAAACUUUAUGUAAACUUUAAAAUAUUGCACUGCAUUUAUGAAUAAAGCUUUCUUUGCCUACUGCAGCUGUUUAAUGUUUUAUGAAACUAACGCAUGUCCUUCAUUACUGAGAUUAAAGGUUCUUGUUCAGAUUGCUUGAAGUUUGAAAAAGAGGUGUGCUAGCUUUGCUUAGUUUUUUUCCUUAUUUUUGGUAUAUACAUAUAAUAUUAGAAUGUGUGUAUUGGAAAUGCUAUGAUAGGUAUUUUGUGUUUAUCUAAUGCAAUGAUAGUUUCUUGUAUGAAUGUACAAGCCUGUGACAGAAUGCUAUGUUUUUACUGUAGUUUAAGAUUUUAAAAGUAGGGAUGCAACAAUUCCCAGUUUUCUGAUGUCUUCUAAAUUACUGAGAUUUGAUUCACAGAAAAUAUUCCUUCUUGUUCUUUUUGAAAUAGGUUCAUUACACAGUAUAUUAAUUGUCAGUGGUGGGACAAUAUGAAAGAAUUUUGCUUUGCUCUUUUGAAAUGUAAUUGUGAUGAAAAACUAGCCCUCUAUUUUCAGAAAAUGUUUAUGAAUUAAUUUACUGUAAGAUUAUCUCUAAUUAUACUGACUGGAUUACAGUGUAAGCCUCUGUUUCUUUUUAAAUGUUAUAUUUUUAAAUGUUAUUAUUCUGUAAAAGAAAAUUGCUAUCUUUACACCUUUUCUCAUAGGAGAAUGUUCAUCUUUAAGUUGUUGCAUUCCUGCACUUGGCGAUGUUUAAAGCAAGUUUUUGUGCCUGCAGCAGAUUCUGCAGAAGCUAAUUCAAGGGACACUGGUAUUUGACAAACAUACUUGUGUAAAUUUUGAUACUGUAUUAAAACUAUUUUUUUAAAGUUCCACAUAAAACUGAGUAUUAAGUAUAUGUGUUCAUCUUAGAAAUGAUAAUAAAUUAUUUA